AUGGGUGUUGAAAAUUACCAUGUAAUAGAGCUUGUUGGCGAAGGCUCUUUCGGGAAGGUAUACAAGGGAAGACGGAAGUACACGGGCCAGACUGUUGCAAUGAAAUUCAUUCUUAAACAUGGUAAAAGUGAGAAGGAUAUACAGAAUUUAAGGCAGGAAAUAGAGAUUCUAAGAAAGCUGAAGCAUGAAAAUAUAAUAGAAAUGCUAGACUCUUUUGAAAGCCCUCAAGAGUUCUGUGUUGUCACAGAAUUUGCCCAAGGUGAACUAUUUGAGAUUCUUGAAGAUGACAAGUGCCUUCCUGAAGAACAAGUCCAAGCAAUUGCGAAGCAAUUGGUGAGAGCAUUGUAUUACCUACACUCCAAUCGCAUAAUCCAUCGUGACAUGAAGCCACAAAAUAUUCUUAUUGGCGCUGGGUCUGUUGUUAAGCUUUGUGAUUUUGGGUUUGCACGUGCGAUGUCCACAAAUACUGUUGUUUUGCGAUCUAUAAAAGGCACCCCUUUGUACAUGGCUCCAGAGUUGGUCCGAGAACAACCUUACAAUCACACUGCUGAUUUGUGGUCUCUAGGCGUUAUUUUGUAUGAACUAUUUGUCGGUCAACCUCCAUUUUAUACGAAUUCGGUGUAUGCACUUAUCCGGCACAUCAUCAAGGAUCCAGUUAAAUAUCCCGACACCAUGAGUCCAAGUUUUAAAAGCUUCCUGAAGGGUCUGCUUAAUAAGGUUCCACAAAACAGGUUAACCUGGCCUGCUCUCAUUGAACAUCCAUUUGUAAAAGAAACUUCUGAAGAAGUGGAGGCCAGGGAGAUUCAUAAAACAAUUGCUGCUGCAAGGGGAUGUGACACAGCCUGGAGGGGUGAUAGAAACAUUCAGAUAUCUCCUGGAUUGGCUGUUGCAAUUCCUGAGAGUAAAAGCCAUUCUACUGCUGCUAUUGAAAAUGGAGUUCAGAGCCUUCAGAAUGAUCCUCAAUCUAAUAGUCCUAAAUCAACCACGGUCAAUUCUUCACCACAGGAUGAGCUCCCAGGAUUUUCAAGUCCCAGUGAUAUUGUGCCGUCAGGUGGCUCUGUCUUGGACAGACUAGAAAAUAACUCACGCACGGUUAAAGGUGCAAAAGUAAUUGGUCAAGAUAAUGAAGCCUUGUCGGAUAUUUUGCUACCACUCAAAAAUUGGUGUAAAGGAUCUCAAAGUUCUUGCAGGGAUCAGGAUAUUCUUUGUUCAAACCAGUCACUAAGAAUACUAUCAAAUUUAGUCACAGCUAGCGCUAUCACCUCAACUGGUGUACUUGAUGAACUUAUAAGUGAACUACUUAGAUUCACUGCCACUGUAAUUAACUGUAAAUCCUCUGAUGGUUAUGACUUGUUGGCAAAGAGCUUCUCGAUCAUCAAGAAGUUGGUAGAUAGCUGUGGAGGUGAUAUAGGGAAUUCAUACUUCAAGCAUUGGGUUGCCUUAGUAGAAUUGUAUUCACAGGUUGUUGGUUGUGCGGAUGAUGCUUUUGGAAGAGUUCUGUAUGAAUCAAGCACUUGCAUUACAGUCAUGUUAUCUCGAGUAUCACAGGGUCUCAAAACAUCUGCAGCUGCCUCAGCUCCUGAGACUUUUUCUGCUCCUCCUGUAAUUGAUAAAACUCUUAAACAAGUGCUGGAUCAUGCUAAGACAGCAGGUCUGGUGGACCUUUUGUGUUUGUGCCUAGCAACUUCAGGGUCAAGUCUUGUAGCAGGUUCUUCAAAUUUGUUGCGUGCUGCUUGUGAAGCCUGUAGGGCAACUUGGUCACUGAUAGAUGCAUAUGAAACUAUUUCUGUGAAUGAAAAUGCCUAUGUUUUUCCGCUAAACUUGUUACGGAGCCAUUCUUUACUCCAGCGAGAGACUAGAGGCCAUGACCAAGGUUCAAUGGGUGAAACAGAUUCAGCAAAAAUUGUUGAUACAGUGACAAGAGCAUUCCUCAGAUCCAAAGCCAUACAAGUUGCUAUAUACUACUGUAUUCAUCAACGUUUUGAGUCUGCUCUCUUCGCUGGCAUCCAGCUGAUCUUGAGAUGUUGCCUCCAUAGUGGAAUUGUUUCCAGUAUUCUAUGUGGUUUGCCUAGUUCUCUACCUGCUGCAACAGUUGUCAGUGGGGGAGGGGAUGGCACAAUUGUUUCAGAGAUCUUUGCCAUAAUAUCCAUUUGCACUUCUUCAAGCAAAGAUCCACAAACAGGAGAAACAAGUAACCUGAAAGGCAAAUUAGCCAAUCCACUUGUACUGGUUUUGCAUUCAUGCCUUAUCCUUGCUACUGUUGGACAAAGUCUGAAGUCAGCUGGAAGAAAUUCUGCUCUAUUUAUGCUUACAACAUCCUCAAAAAGGCAGCUUUCUCGGCUUUCCGUGCUUGCACACCAUUUUCCCUCUGAUGAUAUGGCACAACCUUCUUCUCAAACUUGUGCAUCUGCCAUGCUAGCUCUUGCAUCAAUCCUGUCCCUUGAAACUGGAGCUUCUGUUGAAUCUUCCAUCUCUGAAAACGCUCUGCCUUUAAUCCCCCGGACUGCUAUACUUUGCGACAACCUCAAGAUCUCAUCACCUGAUGAAAAUGGAGUGGGCCAUAUCAUGUUGAACGGUAUGCUCUCAUACUGGCAUGGCAUCAGAGAUGGGUAUGUUGGUUUGUUGGAGUCCCGACUGAGGUGGGGAGGACCAUUAGCCGAUCAACAGUUGUAUGCAAGUGGCAUUCCUCAGCUUCUCAUUGAUUUGUUGGCUAAUAACCCUCCAGAUUCUUCUCCCCAAGAAAAUGACUGUGCAAGAGAUCAAACUGGGCUAUCACCUGUUGGAGUUGUGUGGACAAUUUCCUCAAUAUGCCAAUGCCUUUCUGGUGGUGUUUUAGCUUUCCGUCAGAUCAUGCUUAGGAGUGAGCAUAUCAGGACCAUCUCUGAUUUGAUAUCUGAUGUACAUCUUAAGCUUGUGAGGUGCUGGGUUGGGCCUGGUGGAGGGAAGGAUGGCGUGAGAGAUACAAUAAAUCAAGUGAUUGAUCUCUUUGCAUUUCCUUUUGUAGCAAUACAGAAUGCCCCAGGUUUGACAUCUGCAACUGCUUCAGUGAACAGCGGGUUUCUUCUUAACAUGGGCUCACCUGGUGGGAGGAUUUGUGCUGAAGAUAAGGACAUGGUGAAAGCAAUAGAGUCGAACAUGGGAAAAUAUAUUCAAAUCCUUUUGGAGGUAGGAGUACCUGGCAUUAUUCUUCGGUGCUUAGAACAUAUGGACCUCAAAGAUGUUGCAAGGCCCGUUGCAUUUCUUGCUAAAAUGGCAGGGCAUCGACCUAUUGCAGUUCAACUUCUAGGUAACCGCUUGCUGGAUCCAAACAGAGUGAGAAGGUUCCUUGAUAGUUCUUGCCCAAGGGAGGUCACGCUGGAUGUUCUGAUGAUAGUGUCAGAUCUAGCCCGAAUGGAUAAGGAAUUUUAUGAAUACAUAAAUGGGGCAGAUAUCUUGGGGUUCUUGAAGAAUUUUCUUAUCCAUGAAGAUCCAAAUGUACGUGCAAAGGCUUGCAGUGCUUUAGGCAACAUGUGCAGACAUAGCUCCUACUUCUAUAACUUAUUGGCAAAGCAUCAAAUCAUAAGUCUCCUUAUUGAUCGAUGUGCUGAUUCUGACAAGCGUACCCGGAAAUUUGCAUGUUUUGCUAUUGGCAAUGCUGCCUAUCACAAUGACUUUUUGUACGAGGAGCUAAGAAGAUCCAUUCCUCAACUUGCGAAUUUGCUGCUUUCAGCUGAAGAAGACAAAACCAAAGCAAAUGCUGCAGGUGCACUGAGUAAUCUUGUUCGGAAUUCCAGCAAGCUGUGUGAAGAUAUUGUUUCAAAAGGAGCAAUGCAGGCUUUGCUGAAGUUGGUAGCAGAUUGUUCCAUAGUUGCUUUAAAUCCACCUCGGAAAGAUGCCAUAAAUGAAUCACCUUUAAAGAUUGCUCUUUUUUCAUUGGCCAAGAUGUGUGCACAUCCACCCUGCAAACAAUUCAUCCGCUCAUCAGAGCUAUUCCCUGUGAUUGGGCGCCUUCGACAAUCCCCAGAAUCGACAAUAGCUAAUUAUGCCUCUGUCAUCAUCAGCAAAACCUCUGAAGCUUGAGCUAAAAGCUGUUGAGGGCCAAAAUUUUAACACCACUUCCUUGGACUCUACUCAUCUGUAAUGGCAGUUCCAGGUGACAUCUUGGCAGAGGAUAGAGUUAAAAUAUUUCUUUCUUCGAGUGUAAAUCUAUGUAAGUAGUAUUAUCUUCUUUAUACGGAUAAAUUGUUAAACAGAGUAACACUUUGGUUCCUCAUAUACAAAAUUUUGGGGGGCUUUCUCUCGGCUUAUAUAUUUCCUUUUGCAAGCAUACAAAUACAUGUAUGCUGAAUGCCGUAGCAUUGACAUUGUUUGGCAGAACUCCAAUAUUUGGGAAAAACAUCAUUUGGC
Messenger RNA from Ilex paraguariensis (yerba mate), 4386 nucleotides. Lineage: Eukaryota; Viridiplantae; Streptophyta; Magnoliopsida; Aquifoliales; Aquifoliaceae. The record is from the annotation of a GenBank genome assembly.